This is a messenger RNA of Funneliformis caledonium, 399 nucleotides long. The record is from the annotation of a GenBank genome assembly. Lineage: Eukaryota; Fungi; Glomeromycota; Glomeromycetes; Glomerales; Glomeraceae.
AUGGCGCUUAAAAGUACAAUUUUCACUUUUCUGGUAACCUUAUCCCUACUCGUGGUCUAUCGUACAUAUUCGUACGUAUCUCCCUUAGCAUACGCAGUCCUCGCCAAAUUCGAAAAACUCGAAGGAAAAAUUAAGAUAACUCAAAUUGACAAAAGAAAAGUCCGUGUUACAGGACAAUUCAAGAAAGGAUUCUCGGAUGUUAAUCCUGACAAUUAUAAAUUUCUUCUUGGUCAUGAAUCCGAAACCUUCACUGAGCAAGGUAUAAAAACCAAACCGCCCGGUACUGAGCCUUUUACCUUCAUUGCAUCUGGAAAUGCUCCCGCUUUAAUUGGUAAGACAAUUUCGAUUACAUACAAGAAUGCAGCCAUCGAUCGAACGACAUUUAUGGUGUCAGAAUAG